This is a messenger RNA of Megalops cyprinoides (Indo-Pacific tarpon), 1624 nucleotides long. RefSeq names its product mitochondrial ribosomal protein L46 (gene mrpl46). The transcript has 4 exons. Lineage: Eukaryota; Metazoa; Chordata; Actinopteri; Elopiformes; Megalopidae. Gene Ontology annotation, cellular component: mitochondrial large ribosomal subunit. The coding region runs from base 1 to 876 and encodes 291 amino acids. Gene Ontology annotation, molecular function: structural constituent of ribosome. The record is from RefSeq and is a predicted model, not a curated record.
AUGGCGGCGCCUACAUGCAAAAUGGUUGCUCGUCCUCUACGACAACUUUUCACUCAUAUUUCAGGUACAGGAGCUCAUAGAACGGUCUGUCGGAAACUGUCACUCACUGUCCCAGGAGCCAGCUUGCUAAGGUCCAAAGAGGCGGUAACGCCGUCUCAAUGGCAGCUGCAUGGAGCAGUUUGUCUACAAAGGUUGCCAGUAAUUUCUCAGGAUCGGCACCCGAUAGAGGAUGAGUUCGCUAAGUUAAUGCACCAGAUAGAACUGGAGAAGAGCCUGCUGUCAGACCACGAGCUGCGGCUGCUCGAGGACGCAGAACGUGCGAGCCGCAAACAGGAGGAAGACUAUGACUCUGAUGAAGAGGAAGAUUCUGGGGGUCAGGAAAUCAUCACAGCUCAGGACAUGGAGGACACGUGGGAACAGAAGCUGAAGCAGUUCCAUCCAGCAGCACGGUUUACAGAGGCAGCUGAGAUGGACACGAGCUCUGUGGACCGCUGUCUUAGAGACAGCCUUGUUCUGCUGGUGAAGAAGCAGGUUGGCAAUAAGGAGCUAUGGCUGUUGCCCCAACUGCAAUGGGAGGCCGGAGAGACUCUGCGGCAGACCGCUGAGCGUGCCCUCACCAGCCUGCCAGGUGCAGAUUUUAAGGCGUCGUUCCUUGGCAACACACCCUGCGGAGUCUACAAGUAUAAAUUCCCCAAGGACAUCCGCACUGAGGCCUGUGUUGGAGCCAAGGUAUUUUUCUUCAAGGCGCUGCUAUCGAGCUGCGAUCUCUCACAAACUCAGAAAGGGGCCUUCAUGUGGGUGAAGAAGGGGGAACUCCAGCAGUACCUCAAACCAGAGUACCUGAAACAGGUGAACCGCUUUGUCAUGAGCAUAUAAAAUGGACUGUUCUGUGCAGAAGAGGAAGAGAGAGCCUCCCCAAAGGCCAACCAGAAGUGACUGGCCCCAUGAAGGAAGAGCCUCCUCCUGCUUUAUUUCUCAACUUUUCACAGUGCGGUUUCCCCUCUUACUUUGACAGCGCCCACACACCAACUGCGUAAACUUACUGAAUUAAAAUAUCACCUUUUUUGCAAUGUAUGUCUUGUGUCAUGUGCUGUUUCUGAAUGUCACCAAUAUUGUGUGGAUAAUCUUGGUAUGUGAAGAGGUGGAUGCCUGGUAUCGUUGACACUCCACAAGUAAGGCCAUUGGGUGCCAUUUAUGGAUGGAAUGCAUUUUCAUAUGUGUCAUGUCCUAAUUGCAAACCAGCCUGUUACUGUUAGGGAUGUGAUAGUAAAUUGCCCUCAGUAUACAUUCCAUAUCUUACUCAGCUGCAUUGCCUGUAGGAUAAGGAAGCAACUUUAACUGCUGCUGCACAGAAGCUCAACAGGACCAGGUUGCUGAGAGUCAAGGAGCCACAAACCUAAAUCCCUGAAAGAAUCUCCAGCCAAGCUGUAGUCAGUUUUGAACAUUUCCCCAAUAUAGCCCAGACCUUUAUUUUCAGAGGCCAGAUUCUAGACCAUCAUACUUUGUCCUGAGUCUCAAAAAUGCCAUAUACUAUGCAGAGUUCAUUACUUUUUUAUAUAGCAAGUAAUUUAUUAAUAUUAAAUUUGCAAUGCAUACUUAAGUACCUAAUAAAAGAAAAAUACAA